CCCUGCUAUCUGCUACCCACUUCUCAUCAGCACCCAGGAAGAUGGCCGGCCCAUGGAUUGUCACCCUCCUCUAUGGUUUGCUGGGAGCCACACUGGUCCAAGCUGACCUCCUUGCCCCUGCAGUGCUCACCCUCGGCCCAAAAGUCAUCAGAGAACACCUGGCCCAGGCACUGGAGGACCAUGAUGCGACUGCCAUCCUCCAGGAGUUGCCACUGCUCAGUGCCAUGCGAGAUAAGUCUGGGAGCAUCCCUAUGCUGGACAGCGUAAUGCGCACUAUACUGGGAUACAUCGUGUGGAUGAAGGUCACCUCUGCUAGAAUCCCCCAGUUGGUUGUGGAGCCUUCAACCUAUGACCAGGAGCUGGUAGUCAGAAUACCCCUGAACAUGGUGGCUGGAUUGAACACGCCUCUGGUCAAGACCAUAGUGCAGUUCCAAAUGAACACUGAAAUCCAAGCCCUCAUCCGGGUGGAGAAAAGCAAGAGCGGCCCCAUGCGCCUGAACCUCAGCGACUGCUCCAGCAGUGGGAGCACUCUGCGUCUCAGCCUGCUUCACAAACUCUCCUUCGUGGUGAACUCCCUGGCAAAGAAUGUCAUGAAUAUCCUGGUGCCAGCCCUGCCCCAAAUGGUGAAAAACCACCUGUGCCCUGUGAUCCAAGAAGCCUUCGAUGGCAUGUACGAAGACUUCUUGAAGCUGGCAACAGCACCCAUUGCCCUCAGCCCAGGAGCCCUGGAGUUUGGCCUUCUGUCUCCUGCUAUCCAGGACAGUAAUAUCCAGCUCAACCUGCAGGCCAAGCUUCUGGACUCACAGGCAAGGGUGACCAACUGGAUCAACAGCUCUGUGGCUUCCAUGAUGGACACCACCCCAGACGGGGCCCCUUUCAGCCUGGUCGUGAGGCAGGACCUGGUGAAUGCCAUUGUGACCACCCUGGUCCCCAAGGAGGACCUUGUGAUCCUGCUCAGAUUCGUGAUUCCUGAUGUGGCCCGCCAGCUGCAGAAGGACAUCAAGGAGAUCAACGCAGAGGCAGCAAACAAGCUGGGGCCCACCCAGAUGUUGAAGCUCUUCACUUACAGCAGCCCCCAGGUUGUGCUGAAUGAGGGUGGUGCCACGGUAGCUCAAAAUAUUGUACUGGAAGUGUUCCCCACCAAUACAGAUGUCAAGCCCUUCUUUUCCCUUGGCAUUGAAGCCAGUUAUGAAGCUCAGUUUUUCACAGAAGAUGACCGGCUUAUGCUCAACUUCAACAGUAUCAGAAUUGAGCGCAUCAAGCUGAUGAUCUCAGCCAUUAAACUGUUCGAUCCUGAAGUCAUGAAGGACACCCUGACCAAGAUCCUGGAAUCCACAUUGUUGCCCAAUGAGAAUGGCAAACUGAGAACUGGAGUGCCUGUGUCAAUGCUGAAGGCCUUGGGGUAUGAGAAAGCUGUGUUGUCCGUGAGAAAGGGUACCCUCAAUCUCACUCCAGCCUCCUCCUAGCACCCUGGGUGUCCUCCCUCCUGAUGAAGACCUGGACAGCAGCUGGCUGGCACAGGCCAGGUCCCAGCUGGGAGUGUGGAAGUCAGCUACGUAGACUCUCCCCCUGCAAUCAAUAAACACACCUGCC
Acomys russatus (golden spiny mouse) is the source of this 1593-nucleotide messenger RNA. RefSeq names its product BPI fold containing family B member 1 (gene Bpifb1). Lineage: Eukaryota; Metazoa; Chordata; Mammalia; Rodentia; Muridae. Gene Ontology annotation, molecular function: lipid binding. The record is from RefSeq and is a predicted model, not a curated record. The coding region runs from base 42 to 1466 and encodes 474 amino acids. The transcript has 15 exons.